Dissoconium aciculare CBS 342.82 is the source of this 495-nucleotide messenger RNA. Its product is annotated as cytochrome c oxidase, subunit VIb. Gene Ontology annotation, cellular component: mitochondrion; respiratory chain complex IV. The coding region runs from base 66 to 338 and encodes 90 amino acids. The record is from RefSeq and is a predicted model, not a curated record. NCBI's taxonomy places the organism in Eukaryota, Fungi, Ascomycota, Dothideomycetes, Mycosphaerellales, Dissoconiaceae. The transcript is spliced from 3 exons.
GACUGUUCAGUCUAUAACAUUUUCUUUCCAACUCUCCACUCAACACCACCAACAACACCGCCAAGAUGUCGGACGACGAGGAUCGCGUGACCAUGCCCUUCAAGUUCGUGACUGGUGAGUCGUCCGGCUUCGACGCUCGCUUUCCGAACCAGAACCAGACCAAGCACUGCUGGCAAAACUACGUCGACUAUCACAAGUGCAUUCUCGCCAAGGGAGAGGACUUCAAGCCUUGCCGCCAGUUCUUCCUCGCCUACCGAUCCCUCUGCCCGGCCUCAUGGGCCAACCGAUGGGAUGACCAGCGAGAGGCUGGCACCUUCCCGCUCAAGUUGGACCAGUAGAUUUAUCUACGAUGGAGUAGCGAUGGGGUGCGGCUGUCAAGAGACAUGAAUGGGGUUCGAGACGCAUCUAUGGAGGCUGGGGUUUUUUAUAUCAGAUGACACUGUGUACAUAUGUAUUAGCCAAGGCGGAUGCACAAUCCUGAUACUUGUCCCACUA